CCCUGUGGACAGCUUAGGAAAAGAGUGACAACCACAGUUAUUGAAUGUAGAUGGAACCUUCAAACUUGGCAGCAGAAGCCGAUCUCAACAUUCCCAUCCCUCCCAAAAAUGGAGUCGAGUCGAGUCUGGUCCAUUGUGCACCAACGGGAUGAGGCCAAAGAUCCAAAGAUAUCGGGACAGUGCUGUGCGAUCUUUUCAGAGUCGAGUCGUGGGUUGGCUCGAAUCGUGAGUGCUCGUCUGUGGGACUUGGAUACUUCGCACUCUCUCAAGCCAAAGCCCUUUUGCCCAUUGAACAGAGGCUCUGAGCGGGCUAGCCACAAUGACAACCCCACCACAACGAAACUCUACAGAAAUGUUUCUCUGCCUCUGGAGUUGCAUGCUGCUGUUGGCAACCGCUGUAGUUUGGGUCCUGAUCAUCACAACCACAACAUCCCGUCCCACCUACCACUCUUCUCCAUUUUCCACGACGUCGCCGCACUUUUCCACGGCCUCCUAUCUCUAUGUGGGAACUCGUAACUACAGUACCCAUGAUGGGAUUCCACCAAUGAGCCCCACACACCUCGUACAAGAUAACUAUCGGUUUUGGGUAGGUGGUGGCAUGGUGGCCACGGACAUUGUCAUUGCCAAUGUGGCUGAUUGGAAUAUAUCUGCUGCUGUGGAGGCGGCUAGCUUGAAAGCGGGAGAAAGAUUCAACGACGAAAAGACACCGCUUCUAGUGGGAGCAAACGGAAUCGAUGACCAAAGGAGUCACAUUUCCCUCCGAGAGGCACUUGCAACACUUGCCAAACAGGUGGAGCAGUUGCAAAAGCGGGCAUUGAUGCAGGAGAAACGGAUUGUGAUGCUAGAAGCAAGUUGCCUUCGGAAAGAUGGGCAAAGUAGAAGUAGCAGUAGCUAACGACAUGUAACUCGAACUGCACAGCCGGUGUGUUACUUUCGGAAC
Messenger RNA from Seminavis robusta, 940 nucleotides. The record is from the annotation of a GenBank genome assembly. Lineage: Eukaryota; Bacillariophyta; Bacillariophyceae; Naviculales; Naviculaceae.